CUGUUAAGAUUUUGCCCCAGUCUUUAAAAGGAUCCUAAAGGUUAGGACCCGAAGCUGAGGCUGUGUGAAGAAACAUACAGGUUCAGAAAUCUCUGGUAAUCCAAGAGCCCUUUUCUUCCCCCCAGCAAGAAGAAACCAAAAUCGGGGAAGUUCUUCCUUCCUGACUUCUUGCACAAAUUUAGUGUGGCAAAAAAAGAAAAAAAAAGAUGAACACAGCAGAUGUUGAGGAGAGUGUAGCUCAGUCAGUGAGUAGCACAACACUAUCUGAGCUGAAUAAUAAAGAUACCCCUUCCCAACCUGCUACCUUGGAGAGAACACUUCAUGAGGAAGAAAAGUGUAAACAAGACAAUAUAAUGGAAUUUAGUUAUAGAAAAAGAAAAAAAAGAAAAACUGAGUUCUCUGACGACCAAUUGAAGAUCCUUGAAGAGCAUUUUAAUAGAAAUCCGUAUAUUGCCUAUGACCAAGCCAAGGUCUUGUCUGCUGAAGUGGGUUUGAGUCCUGUUCAGAUUAGGACCUGGUUUGGUAACCAAAGAUCAAGAAAGAGGAAAAUUAAGGGAUGGCUCAUAACAAGAAACGUUCGAACGAAGCGUGUCCAAGAAAAAAUCCAUCCUCAUUCAAGUGAACGGAGUUCCCAAGCUUGUUCUAGUCCUACAUGCUUGGGUCCCUUUCAACCAAAUAUAGUGGAAAUUGAUGUUUGUAAUGAACAUAAAACUUUUAUUAACCUUUAAAUGCCAACUUUUCUUUUCCCAAUUUCCCAUUAUUCCAGUGGGAUUGAAUUUUUGACCAUGUGCAAUUGAACUCAAUAUGAGACCUGUGUCUUAAAGAAAUGUCAUCUGGCUAAAUGUAACUAAAGGAAAUCUAUUUUAUACAAAGGCAUAUUUGUUGAUCUUAAUUUUUUUUUUGGUUUUUUCAUUUGUCAAUUUUUAAAUUUAUUUGGGGAAUAAAAAUAAAAAUUAAUGAUUUGGU
Messenger RNA from Monodelphis domestica (gray short-tailed opossum), 966 nucleotides. RefSeq names its product homeobox protein box-5-like. Gene Ontology annotation, biological process: regulation of transcription by RNA polymerase II. NCBI's taxonomy places the organism in Eukaryota, Metazoa, Chordata, Mammalia, Didelphimorphia, Didelphidae. Gene Ontology annotation, molecular function: RNA polymerase II cis-regulatory region sequence-specific DNA binding; DNA-binding transcription factor activity, RNA polymerase II-specific. The record is from RefSeq and is a predicted model, not a curated record.